Ceratotherium simum simum (southern white rhinoceros) is the source of this 2087-nucleotide messenger RNA. It is a transcript of the gene OLFML1, whose product is annotated as olfactomedin like 1. The record is from RefSeq and is a predicted model, not a curated record. Lineage: Eukaryota; Metazoa; Chordata; Mammalia; Perissodactyla; Rhinocerotidae. Gene Ontology annotation, biological process: signal transduction.
GAGAUUCCAACUCUGAGAAGUUGGGGGUGGUGUGUGGUGUGUGUUGGAUCAGGCCUGUGAUUGGACUGCAGAGUCUGCUAGAGAGGAAGAAAGCAAAAGGAAAAAGGAAAAAGCUGGGGAGAGGGGAAAAGCCCUCCCUACCCCGAAACCAGUGCACACUCCCCCAGGCCUGGAAUAGGGUGCAGCCACUAGUCUCCGGGAGGCCAGUGUGUGUCAAUGGUGAUGCCCACAGAUGGACCCAGGGAGCUCUCUACCCCAAGUUGGCCUGCAAGCCCUCCAGGGACCGGCUUGCCAACAGCUGGACUUGAUCACCAGCUUGCAAAGUGAGAUCACGCCUCUGGUAGAAUAACAAGCGAACUCCGCUCUCAGGCUCUUUUUGGAGGAUUUGUCACAGCAGUGGCUAGAAAGCAGGAGACCACCACCUGGACCCUUGAGUCUUCUUCAAGAAGCACAGCCUAGGAGAUUCCACCCUGAGUGGUUUGCAAGAUGAUGCUGGCCCUUCAGCGAGCUUCUGCUUUCCUGGUUCUGUUCCUUGCGGCUUUUCUGCCCCCGCCACAGUGUGCCCAGGACCCAGGCAUGGUGCACUACAUCUACCAGCGCUUUCGAGUCUUGGAGGAAGGACUGGAAAAAUGUACCCAAGCAACGAGGGCAUACAUUCAAGACUUCCAAGAGUUCUCCAAGAAUGUAUCUGCUCUGCUGGGAAAGUGUCAGACCUACAGAAGUGAGUGUAAGAGUGCAGUGCAUAACCUGGGACUGAGAGUCGAGCGUGCCCAGCGGGAGAUUGACUACCUAGAGUACCUGCGGGAAACUGAUGUGUGCCCGGAGUCAGAGGACAAGACGCUGGCAGAAGAGCUAGUCCAAGAAGCUGAAGACGAGAAAACAAUCCGGACUCUCCUGAAUGCAAGCUGUGACAACAUGCUGAUGGGCAUAAAGUCUUUGAAAAUAGUGAAGAAGACUACGGACACACAUGGCUCCUGGAUGAAAGAUGCUGUCAGCGACUCUCCAAAGGUUUACUUCUUCAUUGGGUCCAGAAGCAACACUGUUUGGGAAUUUGCAAACAUGCGGGCAUUCGUGGAGGAUGGCACCAAGCCAGGCCCCCGGAAGCUAAUCCUAACACGUUCCUGGCAGGGAACAGGCCAAGUGAUCUACAAGGGUUUUCUAUUUUUUCACAACCGAGGGACUCCCAACGAGAUAAUCAAAUAUAAUCUGCAGAAGAGGACUGUGGAAGAUCGAAUGUUGCUCCCAGGAGGGGCAGGCCGAGCGCUGGUCUACCAGCACUCUCCCUCAACUUACAUUGACCUGGCUGUGGAUGAGCAUGGGCUCUGGGCCAUCCACUCAGGGCCAGGCAUCCAAAGCCAUUUGGUUCUCACAAAAAUUGAGCCUGGCACACUGGGAGUGGAACAUUCAUGGGACACUCCAUGCAGAAGCCAGGAUGCUGAAGCCUCAUUCCUCUUGUGUGGGGUUCUCUAUGUGGUCUAUAGUUCUGGUGGUCACGGCCCCCAUCGCAUCAACUGUGUCUAUGAUCCGCUAGGCACUAUCAGUGACAACGAUCUGCCCAACUUGUUCUUCCCCAGGCGGCCAAGAAGUCACUCCAUGAUCCAUUACAACCCCAGAGAUAAGCAGCUCUAUGCCUGGAAUGAUGGAAACCAGAUCAUUUACAAACUCCAGACAAAGAGAAAGCAGCCUCCGGAGUAAUGCCCUACAGCCGAGAUGGAGAGCACCAUGGCUAUGGAUGCUGCUUUCCAGGACGAUGAGGCCACAGCCCUUUUGCAAUAUAGUAUCCCUCCAGUCACAUACAGGGAUAGGGUCCAGAAGUGGGAAUGCAUAUGCCUCCUUUCCCAGAUGUUAUUGGCCUUAGGGAUCUUCCAAGAGCUUAGAUGAGAGUCUGUCAUUCAGAAAUUUUUCAACAGCUUCCAUUAGCCAUCCAAACCUUCUGGCUCUCAAGGCCUUCCACAUUCUGAUCCUGCUUACGUCCAGCCUUUUCUUUUACAAGCAUUUACUCUAACUCCCCCCGCCUCAGCAAUUAGUAAUAUAGACCACCCACUAAUACUCCUGGCUUUUGUCUCCUCUGGCCUUUUUGCUGAAGC